Molecule: messenger RNA, 744 nt
Organism: Cebus imitator (Panamanian white-faced capuchin)
Lineage: Eukaryota; Metazoa; Chordata; Mammalia; Primates; Cebidae
Product: E3 ubiquitin-protein ligase MARCHF8-like
Exons: 1
Coding region: 1-744 (247 amino acids)
Biological process (GO): antigen processing and presentation of peptide antigen via MHC class II; protein polyubiquitination; immune response
Cellular component (GO): late endosome membrane; lysosome; early endosome membrane
Molecular function (GO): zinc ion binding; MHC protein binding; ubiquitin protein ligase activity
Source: RefSeq, a predicted model, not a curated record
AUGUUAAAUAUAUCAGAGAUCAAAGUAAGCAGUAGGACCAAAGAAAAGGAGAGGGAGGAACAGGCUGGGAGUCCUACGUCAGCAUCAGCUCCGGCUCCGGCAUCCACCUUCUCUCUCACGUCUAUCGCGCCAUCCAGCCAGGAUAUCUGCAAGAUCUGCCACUGUGAAGGAGACGACGAGAGCCCCCUCAUCACCCCCUGCCGCUGCACAGGAAGCCUCCACUUCAUGCACCAGGCCUGCCUGCAGCAGUGGAUCAGGAGCUCCAACACGCACUGCUGCGAGCUCUGCAAGUACGAGUUUGUCAUGGAGACCAAGCUGAAGCCACUGAGAAAAUGGGAGAAGUUGCAGAUGACAGCCAGCGAACGCAGGAAGAUUAUGUGCUCAGUGACAUUCCACGUCAUCGCCAUCACAUGUGUGGUCUGGUCCUUGUGUGUGCACAUUGACCGUACUGCCAAGGAGAUCAAGCAGGGUCAGGCAACAGGAAUCCUGGAAUGGCCCUUUUGGACUAAAUUGGUAGUUGUGGCAAUCAGCUUCACUGGAGGACUUCUUUUUAUGUAUGUUCAGUGUAAAGUAUACGUGCAAUUGUGGAAGAGACUCAAGGCCUAUAAUAGAGUGAUCUAUGUUCAAAACUGUCCAGAAACAAACAAAAAGAAUAUUUUUGAAAAAUCUGCACUAACAGAGCCCAACUUUGAAAAUAAAGAUGGACAUGGAAAAAAAGGGAGAUCCAAGAUGGCUGAUCACUAG